This is a messenger RNA of Cheilinus undulatus (humphead wrasse), 1178 nucleotides long. RefSeq names its product parapinopsin b (gene parapinopsinb). Gene Ontology annotation, molecular function: G protein-coupled receptor activity. The record is from RefSeq and is a predicted model, not a curated record. Gene Ontology annotation, biological process: visual perception; G protein-coupled receptor signaling pathway. The transcript has 5 exons. NCBI's taxonomy places the organism in Eukaryota, Metazoa, Chordata, Actinopteri, Labriformes, Labridae. Gene Ontology annotation, cellular component: membrane; photoreceptor outer segment. The coding region runs from base 61 to 1035 and encodes 324 amino acids.
UCCGGGUUAAUCAGCCAAUCUCACCGUGGAGGAUCCAAAACAAGUUCUCGACGUGAAUGGAUGUUUGAAUUCAUAGGCCUAAUCCCAAUGUCCACACUCACGCACUCACUGACUCUGAGGCGCGCUCCCGGUCCGGCCAUCAUCCUCAACGCUACAGUGAUCAUCGUUUCCCUCAUGCACAAGCAGCUGAGGCAGCCACUCAACUACGCUCUGGUGAACAUGGCGGUGGCUGACCUGGGAACCGCCAUGACCGGGGGGGUGCUGUCAGUGGUCAAUAAUGCCCAGGGGUACUUCUCCCUGGGACGGACAGGCUGUGUGAUGGAGGGCUUUGCAGUCUCUUUGUGUGGCAUCACCUCCCUGUGUACUGUGGCUCUGAUCGCUCUGGAGAGGAUGUUUGUUGUGUGUAAGCCACUGGGGCAGAUAACCUUUCAGAAAAAACACGCAGCUGGAGGCAUUGCCCUGUCCUGGCUGUGGUCACUCACAUGGAACUUGCCCCCGUUGUUUGGAUGGGGCAGGUACGAGCUGGAGGGGGUGAGGACGUCCUGUGCGCCUGACUGGCACAGCAGAGACCCUCACAACAUUUCUUACAUUGUGUGUUACUUCGCAGUGUGCUUUGCUGUUCCUUUUGCCAUCAUAUUGGCAUCAUACACCAAGCUUUUGUGGACACUGCACCAGGUGUCAAAGAUGAGGUGUGUGGAGGGCGGCGCUGUGGCUAAAGCAGAGAUGAAAGUGGCGUUCAUGGUGGUUCUGAUGGUCAUCACAUUUCUCAUCAGCUGGUUACCGUAUGCCAGCCUGGCCCUACUGGUGGUCUGUAGCCCUGAUAUAAACAUCCACCCACUGCUGGGUACAGUGCCUGUUUACCUGGCCAAGAGCAGCACAGUGUACAACCCUCUCAUCUACAUCUACCUGAAUAAACAGUUUCGGAAAUACGCCGUGCCUUUCCUGCUAUGUGGGAGAGGGAGCGCUGUGGAGGAUGAGGAAUCAGAGAACGUAACGACUGUGGAGGCGACAAACAAACAGGUCUCUCCUGCCUGAAAUCAAUCAGUCAAUCAACCAAUCUCUAUUUGUUUAGCACCAAUUCAUAACCAAAGUUAUCUCUAGACACACUAAAAAGAAGUAAGGCCAAGACGUUCUCUCUUUUAUAUCAUUUUUAAAGACCAAACACUGAUCCACCAUGG